Eremothecium cymbalariae DBVPG#7215 is the source of this 876-nucleotide messenger RNA. RefSeq names its product Jid1p (gene JID1). The coding region runs from base 1 to 876 and encodes 291 amino acids. The record is from RefSeq and is a predicted model, not a curated record. The transcript has a single exon. Lineage: Eukaryota; Fungi; Ascomycota; Saccharomycetes; Saccharomycetales; Saccharomycetaceae.
AUGUGGUAUCUAAGGGUUUCUCCUCUUUACAACCACGAGGUGACAUUAUUAUUAAGUAACCGAUGGAGGAUAUCCCAUACUUGGCCUGGCUGUCGAAACUAUGCUAUCACUGAAAUGAAUGUCCCUCCUCCGUGUGAUAGGGAGGGCCACCGUUGGCCUACUUCUGAAUAUCCCUCGCCAUAUGAAGUGUUAGGUCUGCAAAAAGGUUUAAUAAGUUUUGAUAAAUUAAAGAAACAGUAUCAUAGGUUGGCCAAGUUGUAUCACCCCGAUAUCUCAGAAAAUGUUGUGAUAUUUAGCAAGUCGCAGGGAACAUCGGCAGGGAAAGUUCCCUCUUCCCAGUUAAUACCACUAGACAAGAAUGAGAAGCUCUAUCGUUUUAAGUUAAUAAAUGAGGCUUAUGCGUUGCUAUCAGACCGUUCUCGUAAAGAAAUGUAUGAUGUGUAUAAAACCGGUUGGGAAUAUGGUCCCAAAAGGCCACCUAUGACUAUGACGCAUCAAACUUACCAUGGCAAUCCUACCUACUACAAUGCAGGCACGUGGCAAGAUUUUUCAGAUCAAAGUAACAAUGAACCUGCACCAAAAAUUUCUCCUUGGUCUGUGCUGCUUUGGAUUGGUGCACUUGCUAUCUGUAUAGAGGCAACGGCAUUUUUGAGCAAGCUUGAAGAUGGCUUACACAAGCGGUAUUUCACCCAAGACGAAACAGAACGCGAUUUGGCCCUUGCACAGCUUAACUAUGGCCUAAAUACUGACAAAUGGUCUCGCUUACGGCGAUUUCUCUGGUUCAGAACCUGGGGUUUAUACAGGGACCAAGCAGAUUUGGACCGCCAGGCCGUGGAGAACGAAAAACUUUUAAAAAAACUACAGGAAAAGACUUGA